Molecule: messenger RNA, 672 nt
Organism: Babesia ovata
Lineage: Eukaryota; Apicomplexa; Aconoidasida; Piroplasmida; Babesiidae
Product: nucleotide exchange factor SIL1, putative
Exons: 1
Coding region: 1-672 (223 amino acids)
Source: RefSeq, a predicted model, not a curated record
AUGUGCAGUGUCAUGUCCAUGAUUCUCCUGUUUUGUCCGAAACCUCCCGUGACGCACAAAAUAGGUGUUGCGAAGUCCGUGUACAUAAUUGUGGAGGCGUGGAAAGCCCUCGCCGAGGGGCAACCCUUUGACGCUAUCGGCUUCCACUGCGGAUCAGCACUCCUGACCGAUACGGUGAAGAGUUCGUUGUUGACCUUGAGGUCUUCAGCAACUGCAACAGAUGAGCGUUUGACGCCGCUUGAACGAACCAUCGAGGAUGCUGAGCAGGCUGAGGUUGCCUUUACAGGCUCUAAGUUGCUUCUCCGACGGGCUGGCUCCUCCGAAUAUGAUCACCAUCUGGGCGUUUUCAUUAGGCACCACCCGGUUCGUGCUUUGGGGCACGUUUCGGCCCUUCUCGGUUACCUCGGCCUUAAACACUACCUUGUCUAUGAGUUCCUUGAAGUGCGCCGCUUUGAUUACUGGCGCUUGCGUGCAGGUUCCGACGACGCAGUGGUCGGUAGUGGCUGGGUUGAGGUCGUGGAAGGCAAAAUCGACCUCCUGCUCCUUGUUCAGCGUGUUCCAGAGCUUAUCGCUGAUUUCCGAACUCCAGAUCCCGUGUAUCACCUGCCUGCUCUCCUCCGUAUUGAUCGUCUGUUCGUGCGACACCGUCAUAUUCGAGUACUCCGGCAUUGA